AUGUCAAAUCCUGUUGUUAUUUCAGAGGUUUAUCUACCUAGUGACGGGGAAAUGGGGAGGCUUGGUUUGGGUCUAAUGCGCGUGCAGACACCAGACGAACUCACAGAGUAUCUUUCCCGCGCGCAAUAG
Molecule: messenger RNA, 129 nt
Organism: Colletotrichum lupini
Lineage: Eukaryota; Fungi; Ascomycota; Sordariomycetes; Glomerellales; Glomerellaceae
Exons: 2
Coding region: 1-129 (42 amino acids)
Source: RefSeq, a predicted model, not a curated record